This is a messenger RNA of Orbicella faveolata, 1028 nucleotides long. RefSeq lists its product as uncharacterized. Lineage: Eukaryota; Metazoa; Cnidaria; Anthozoa; Scleractinia; Merulinidae. The record is from RefSeq and is a predicted model, not a curated record.
AUUUCCAUUGGAAAAGUGCACGUUUCCAUGAGCCACAAUUAUUAUUACUGAAAUUUCAUUUAAUGAUUCAUCUGCCAGAGAUAGUAUACACUCGAAAUUAAUGGCUGAUUUGUUUUCUGUCUUGCAGUCCUGCUACCAUAUAUGGAGUACGAGUCUGUUGGAUGCUUCAAAGACUCAAGUGAACGAGCUAUUGAGAGCGUGGAUGGAGAAUAUCUUUUCGAUUUUCCAAGUGGAUCCCUUCUGUACUAUGAUUACAAAACACGACAACAAGCAAUCCAAAAAUGCGCUGUAUUUGCAAAGCUAAAAGGGUACAAGAUGUUUGGGAUUCAAGAUGGCGGUAUGUGUGUUACCAGUGCCAGCGCUCAUGAAACAUACAACAAAUACGGUGAAUCACAAGAUUGUAAAAGCGAUGGUAAAGGAGGACCCUGGGCCAAUCAAGUGUAUCGUUUCCCGGAAAGAAUGAAUGAAUAACCUGUGGAUACUGACAGAACUUGGAUCCUUUUACUGAAGUCCAUACAACAAAAUGUACCUCAGUGUGUUUACACCUAAUUGCAAUAACGUUGUCAGAGGUCUCAAUGGGGUUAACCGUUAGCUGUAAAACGAGGCAAAAAUUUAGCCGUUAAAUUAGGCAUAAAAAGUGGAAGAUAUUUUAGCAGUAAAAAAUGUACACUGUAAAAAACUGUUAGCUACGAAAGUGUAAAUCUCAAGAUGUCUUGUCACGACUUUUCUGUGUCUUAUCUUUUGGCUUGGUGGUACAAGGAAAAGCUGGGAGACUUAAUAUGUGGCAACAAUUCUUAUAACAAUACCUUUUUCCAUCCCUAGAAUGGUCCUUAAAUAUGUUUUACAGUGAUCACAAUAAAUGUUUAACAUUUUUGAGCAAUGAAAAUUAGUUUUCCACUUUUUAAAAGAAUGGUAAUUAAUUUCUAAGAUUUCUGUUCACCGUAAAAAAAAAUAAGUGAACCGUAAAAGGCCAAACCGCUAGCCAUAAAAAAUUACCACCCUAUUGAGACCCUCUUGUUAAAGAAAAA